AUGAGCGAUUCCGAUGAAACAGACGUGUUGCUGCUUAUACCGCCCGAUUUUUUCAACUGCGAAUCACCAGCUAUACUCACGCCUCGAACGACAGCCAACUGUUCUUUCGACGGUGUGGAUUACCUGUCUUACGCAUCAUUUGCCAACUGUAGUAACGUGAAAUCGAUGGCAGGGAUAGGAAAUUAUUCGAUGGUCGGUUGUACGGCAGCCGAACGAACCGAGCAAUAUGUCGCUUCCACUCCAUUUAAGCACCACACGCAUAAGGAGCCGGUGAAGGAGCAGUACUUACUGCACGAGAUAGAUCAGUUCCUGCAGGAAGAUGAUCCUCAAAAGCAGCAACAUCGCCAACAAACUCGCACAAAUCAACACAACGUUCCCGCACCGACCAGUCCGGAAGGUUCGCUGAUCGAUGUCAACAGUCUUUCGGUGCACGAUUACCCAUCGCUAACGAGGAACGAUUUUAAUGGACUAACAAAAACGGUUCCAUCCUGUGGUCCCGUGCCGCAAAAGCCACCCCGCAACGUACACGGUGGUAUGAUAAUGAAACCAACCGGCAAAAACAGCCAACUGCUCAAUCUGAGCGAUAUCUGGCAAACGAACGGUACCGGGCAGCCAGAAUAUUCCAAGGUUCUACAAGAGGAACGCCUCCGAAGGCAGCAUUGCGAGCGCAACAUUCAAUCACUCCACGUGAAGCUGCUCGAGUACGAAGAGAAAAUUUCGGUAGCUCUUUCGGUGGACAAAGAGAAGGUAUCCAUCAUUGCCAACUUGGAACAGGAAACUGGCCGCUUGACUAGCAAGCUUCGAGAGAUGGAGCUAAAUCACAUUGAAACGCACGAAAAGCUGAUGGCAGAGAAUUUGGAGAUAAAAAACAAGAAUCUCUUUCUAGAGAAGGAACUGGCCGAAUCGCUAAACCUUGUGCAAAAGUUGGAAGACAAAAAGGAUAACCUGGAAGCGAAGAUAGAGCAUCUUGCGACCGCAAAUCGGGACGUGAACGAUGUACACCGCCAGCAAAUGGAAGAUCUGCAAAUAAGGCUAGCAAACAGCCGUGACAACGAACGUCAGUUAAGGGAGCAGCUAGGCAAACAACGGAAGACGAACGAACAGCUAAGCGGAGAAUUACAAACAGAGAAGCAGAAGCUUGCCGACGGCGUAAGGAUAAGGGCCGAUUUUUGUGCACUAAAAACGAAAACGGACACGCUGGGUAAACGGUUUGCGGAAGUCACACGCGAGAACGAAAGUUUGCAGGAUCAAACAAAACGCAUGAAGGAACAGAUUACAAUCCACCAAGAGGAAUCGAAAAAACUACUUAAAGAACUAGAAAUUCAGCGACUUUCGCUCAAAAAGUACUAUCAAUCACAACUCGAAGAUGUCGUGUCGGAUAAGCUGAAGGAAUUCCAGAAGCAACUUGCCACCGUCGAAGAAGAGCUAAGGGAGGAAUCGAAGAAAAGGGAACGCAACCUAACCGAGCGGGCAAAGCGUCAGAUCGAGUUGAUCGAUCAGAAACGGGAGCAAGAAAUACAGCUUCUCACCGAGCGGUAUAACGAGCAGGAAUCGCUGUACCGUCUACAGUUGACCAAUUCGGCCAAGCGUAUACACGAACUGGAAGAUAAGCUACGCACCAUCCAAAGCCGACGGGCGGACAUUGCCGAACAGCUGCACUCGAUCAUGGAAAACCAAUGGAAGCAAGCGCUCGACGUGCUGAUGAGUCCCGGACAGCAAACAGGCUCGAACAAUGCUUCCAAUCAAUCGGAGCUCGAUGGCAAGGCGGCUAAAUUUAACCGCCUCGCUCUCGAUCACGUCGACAAGGAUCGGCUCGAUGGGGUACGUAUGCUGAAAAACAGCUCCAUUCUAACCGAUGAAAAUGACUCCUUCCGAACGCCGGGCAGACAAGCGGGGACUGAAAAUGGAGGAAAAUCGUCAGAUCCCAACGCGCCCAGUUUCCCGAAAGAGUUGCUCCACAAUUACAUAGAGCUCUUGCUACAGAAGUCACCAAACGAUCUCAAACGGCUGGAAGAGGUACUGUCGAGUUGCCGUAAGCAAUCGGAAAAAGAGUCUACGGUGCGGUACACUGCCAAUGAUACGAAUCCUUGCACAAUGGCGGGUAAGUCAAGCUCUGCCACUGCACUAAACCAGCUAGGAUUGGUGGGAAAAUCUUCCAACAAAACACCCCGGCCGUGGAAAUGA
Messenger RNA from Anopheles marshallii, 2184 nucleotides. RefSeq lists its product as uncharacterized. Gene Ontology annotation, cellular component: centriole; centrosome. NCBI's taxonomy places the organism in Eukaryota, Metazoa, Arthropoda, Insecta, Diptera, Culicidae. The transcript has 2 exons. Gene Ontology annotation, biological process: mitotic cytokinetic process; centriole replication; regulation of cilium assembly. The record is from RefSeq and is a predicted model, not a curated record. The coding region runs from base 1 to 2184 and encodes 727 amino acids.